CCGAGAUGUAUACUGGACAGCAGUAUCGACCAUCCCCUACAAGCAACCAGCUCGCCCACGCUCGCCUGACAUCGACGUGUGCGAGCACCACCCCCUCCUUUGUUCCAUCGCUUUCUCGGACCACGGCUCUCUUGCGGGCCUCUGUCGGAACCCCAUAGGCGACGGGAUCGGCGCGCGACCGACCGCAUUCGAUGACAGCAGCAUCGCCCAUCGCCCAUCUCUUUAUCCUCACGCUCAGCUCGCAGGCUCUGGGCAUUGAGCACGGGUCGUAGGGUCAUACCCGUUCCGGUUGCUGAACCACGCGGCAGAGCUAGCUCGCUCGCUUGCAGCAAGAUCUUGGCCUAUCAGCCAGACCGACAUCCGCAAAAGGAGACUGACGAAAGGUUAACAUUUCCGGUGUCACGAUGAAGGGCUGGAAAAAGGCGAUGAAUCUCUCCCGUUCCAAAUCGAGCGAUUCGAGCACAUCGAACGCUUCCGAGGGCAGCGGCUCCGUGCGUUCCACCAAGAGCGGUACCUCGUCCGCCGGCGGUAUAGCAGGCAGUGGACCCAUACCGGUACCCCCACCCAAAGGCGGCAGCGUCCCAGCCAACUCGAUCUUCACCGGGUCCUUUAACGGCGGCGGCGGUAAGAACGGCAGCAUGAAUAGCGCCGGUGGUGCUGGCGGUGGCAGCAACGGCGGCGCGGGCGGGAGCGGGUCCUUUGGUCGCAACAGCGGCCGGGCAGCCGGCAGCAACGGCUUGGCGGGCCAGCAGGGACCAGGCGCAGGCGCGACCUCGAUGGGCGGGGCAGCAGCCGUACCCGGCAGUGCAGGUGACAAGGGCGGGCCUGCCCCGCCGGUCGUCGUCGUCUCGAGCGAGCUACCCUCAACCUCGGUCGUGCACAUGCAGCACCCGCCCAUCGGCAUCCCUGGCGCCGGGACUCUGUCAGUAUCAUCCGCUGCGUCCCCCGCGAUACAGGGCCUCUCAGGCGUUGCCGCGUCUGCGGCCGCGCAGCUGCAUACAGGCACCUCGGGCCUGAUGAGCACUGAAGGCGCGCCCAUAUCCAGCAUGCCACCUGGCAAACUCAGUGGUGCUGGCAGUGCGGCAGGCGCAGGGAGCAUAGCUGGCAGCCUCGGCGGUGCGUCGGGCCGUCUCAGCGCGACAGGCCGCACGGGCCUCGGCGGUGCGCCCGCCGCGGGCAGCGGACCCGUCGGGCCGCAGGUGGGCCAGGGUACGCCGAAGGACAUGGUGCUACCCGCGGCGGGCAAGACGCCUCCGCGCAAGCAGCGCAGCUCGCGCUUCCACGUCACAGAGAAGGUUGAGCUGGAGAAGUUGCCCAACUUCAAUGAGGUUGUCCCCGCCGACCGCCAGGAGCUGUUCGUGCGCAAGCUCCGCCAGUCCGCCGUCGUCUUUGACUUCAACGACGCCAGCCAGGACCUCAAGGGCAAACAGGUCAAGGCGCAGACGCUCCACGAGAUGCUCGAUUAUAUUACCUCUAACAGAGGCGUUAUCACCGAGGCGCUCUAUCCAGAGGUCGUCAACAUGUUUGGCGCCAACCUAUUCCGGACGAUCCCACCGCAGGUGAACCCAUCCGGCGACGCAUUCGACCCGGAGGAGGACGAGCCGGUGCUCGAGCUGGCCUGGCCGCAUCUACAGAUUGUCUACGAAUUCUUCCUGCGCUUUGUCGAGUCGCCAGAUUUUGCGACGAACAUUGCGAAAAAGUACAUCGACCAGCACUUUGUCCUGCAGCUGCUCGAGCUCUUCGACUCGGAGGACCCACGCGAGCGGGAUUUCCUCAAGACCACGCUGCACCGCAUCUACGGAAAGUUCCUCAACCUGCGCGCGUUCAUCCGCCGCUCUAUCAACAACGUCUUCUUCCAGUUCAUCUACGAGACCGAGCGGCACAAUGGCAUCGCAGAACUGCUAGAGAUCCUCGGAUCGAUCAUCAACGGAUUCGCACUUCCGCUAAAGGAGGAGCACAAGACCUUCCUCACGCGCGUACUCAUCCCGUUGCACAAGGUCAAGAGCCUCGCAUUGUACCACCCGCAGCUGGCCUACUGCGUCGUGCAGUUCCUCGAGAAGGACAGCUCGCUGACCGAGGAGGUCCUCCUCGGCUUGCUGCGCUACUGGCCCAAGGUCAACUCGCCCAAAGAGGUCAUGUUCCUCAACGAGGUUGAGGAGAUCCUCGACGUCAUCGAGCCAUCCGAAUUCGUCAAGAUCGAGGUGCCCUUGUUCCAACAGCUGCAGCGCUGCAUCAACUCGCAGCACUUCCAAGUCGCCGAGCGCGCACUCUACUUUUGGAACAACGAGUACAUUGUCAACCUCAUGGGCGACAACGUGCAAGUCAUCCUCCCUAUUGUGUUUUCUGCGCUCUACCAGAACUCCAAGAGUCACUGGAACCGCACAAUCCACGGCUUGGUGUACAACGCACUCAAGCUGUUCAUGGAGAUCAAUCCGACCCUCUUUGACAUGUGCACAAACGAGUUUAAGGAGCAGAGGCAAAAUGAGCGGCAAAAGCUGAGACAGCGGGACGAGAUGUGGAAGAAGCUGCGCGAGUCAGCGAUGCGCAACAGCAAAUCGAUGAGCGUGCCAGUGCCUAAGACACUGCUCGAGGACGAGCGAAAUCCACCCACGCGCGCCCCGUCGGACACUGACUCUAUCGACUCGGCCGCCGACCUUUCCGGCAUCGGGGCGAUGGGCCUUAACAGCCACAACGGUGGCGGCGGCGGCGAAUCAGAGGGGGAGGAUUUCGAUCCAGAGUUGGACCUGCAGCACCAGCAGGGCGGCGGACCCAACGCAAGGCAGCUCGGGCAUCAGAGCAAUGGCGAGAUCUCCGUCACAGAGUACGACGACGCGCCGCUGCAUGACGGGCCGGACAACGGUGAUUACCAGGAGACUCAGCACCAGUUUGGCGACUCGGCACGAAGAUCAGUCGCGAGCGUAAGCGCGAAAGACUCGGAUCACGUCCGGCGCAAGAGCGUGAUCCCUAUGGAUCCCACCGUAAUGAAGGAACUGGCAGGGCACAAGAGCAUCGAUGGGAGCCUCAUUCCGCGACAAACAGAGUAACGCCCGCCGUCUGGAUGCCUGGCUGUCUCCCAUAUCCUUCGUGGAAAAGGGGGGAGGGGUGUCUGGCUCGCGUGUGCCUCGUGCAAACUGACAUGCUCCUACGCUCGAAGCUCCGCACCGCAUCGUACUGCGCUUCACGCCCAUGCCACAGGGCGCAGCCGCAAAUUCGAACUACACAUUUCGUUCGUUUCUGUACUACAACAUACAUUCUUGGUUUUGAAUUGCAAAUGAUCAUAUGGGGAAUCG
Tilletiaria anomala UBC 951 is the source of this 3290-nucleotide messenger RNA. RefSeq names its product protein phosphatase 2A regulatory B subunit. The transcript is spliced from 6 exons. Bases 405 to 3044 code for a protein of 879 amino acids. Gene Ontology annotation, cellular component: protein phosphatase type 2A complex. Gene Ontology annotation, biological process: signal transduction. Gene Ontology annotation, molecular function: protein phosphatase regulator activity. The record is from RefSeq and is a predicted model, not a curated record. NCBI's taxonomy places the organism in Eukaryota, Fungi, Basidiomycota, Exobasidiomycetes, Georgefischeriales, Tilletiariaceae.